This is a messenger RNA of Candidula unifasciata, 1227 nucleotides long. The record is from the annotation of a GenBank genome assembly. NCBI's taxonomy places the organism in Eukaryota, Metazoa, Mollusca, Gastropoda, Stylommatophora, Geomitridae.
AUGACACGAGAGAAAGAUUUGAUCAUGACCAGAAAUAGGAGUAGUGGUGAGGGUGCCUGCACCGCCUACGUCCACUCGCGGAUCACCCUGUACCAUGCCAGCAAGAUUGACCUCCGCUACUGCCGCUCCCUUCACAGCUGCAGCUCGUGUAAGCUGGGUCAGGUCGAUGACCUUUGUGGGGCUAUCCAUUUUGGAGUUUGUUCGCCAGUGAACUUCCCUUCAGGCAGACAACGAAGAGUUUCAGGCCCAUCAGAACAUGCUGUCUCGUAUGCGUCUACAUCACCCGGAAGUCCGUCUUUAGACCACGACGGUAGCACCAUCUACCACAGUAGUGCACACUUUUCUGCUCCAACAAACACGAAGGAUAAAUUAGUUCCGCGCACUCGAAGUCUGGCCAUAUUAAGAGAAGGUCAUGAAUUGGCUGGAAUGCAUUUGGAUCAUAGACCAGUAGCUCAUCAAUCUGGCCUAAUGCGCCUGCACCCUCAGAGACAGGUCGUUGUUCAAGGACCUAGCAUUCGAAUUGGUGGCGGUGCCACAGGUGUUGGUCAACCAGGUUCCGACUUGAUCAUCUCCUCACUGGGCAGCGCAGGCGGGGGUAGAGGUGGAGGUGUAUCAAUUAGUAUUAAGCGCGGUCAGACGAAUAUUAGCAGCAGUGCAGGUACAGCAAUUAAAAUACAAGGACAGGGUCAUGAAAUCCACAUCCAAGGUCGCGGAGGUCAAAAUAUUAGAGUUCAGCCAGCAGUAGGACACGGUGGUCAUGUGAUCAGAAUACACGGCCAAGCUCACCAGGACCAGUUGCAGUACCCUUCGUACAGUGCAGUAAAACCUGUCGCUGCGAAUUCACCGACAGGUGUCGCCCGUUCAACUGCUACGUUCACCUUACCAAUACCCAGGAGUUAUUCAUCGACAACGCAGUUUCAGCCCCAGAAACCCACAGCGCGGGUAGCGCCUGCGCCUGUGCCACCUCAGAUCUGCACACCUCCUGUGCUGAUCCCUGCCACUACACUGUCGCCGUCACCCGUCCUCUCCUCCUCCUGUCCAGACUCCCCCACCUGCAGCCAGGAGACUCCACCAUUUCCCGUGUGUUCACCUGUUUCAUCACUAUCUGAGACUCCAGCUUCAUCCCCAUCUCCAUCGCCUUCGCCACCACUAGCUUCACAGAUAUACACAGUGCAACCUCCUGUUAGCCAGGUAAGUGUUUUACUGGAGAUCAGCUGCAUGCAUUGA